This is a messenger RNA of Rangifer tarandus platyrhynchus (Svalbard reindeer), 702 nucleotides long. Lineage: Eukaryota; Metazoa; Chordata; Mammalia; Artiodactyla; Cervidae. The record is from the annotation of a GenBank genome assembly.
AUGGCCCUGAGACUCGUCCUGGUCUUUGCCGUCAGCCUCUGGGUGGGCUGCUCACUCUGUCGUGAGAGAGAAGGUAUGUUAGCUUCCUCCCAGCCCAGAGUGUGGUGCCAGGCCUCCAGGUACCCGGUCGCCAUAGACUGCUCCUGGACCCUGCCGCCCACUCCUCCGAACUCCACCAGGCCCACAUCGUUCAUUGCUACGUACAGGCUCGGCGUGGCAGCCCAUGGGGAAAGCUGGCCCUGCCUCCAGCCGACACCAGAAGCCACCAGCUGUAUCAUCCCCGAUGUCCAGAUGUUCUCCAUGGUGCCCUAUGUGCUCAACAUCACCGCUGUCCACCCCGGUGGUGUCAGCAGCAGCUUCUUGCCCUUUGUCCCAGAGCACAUCAUCAAACCAGACCCUCCAGAAGGCGUGCGCCUGAGCCCCCUCCCUGGGCAGCAGCUGUGGGUGCAAUGGGAGCCCCCCCGGACCUGGCCCUUCCCGGAGAUCUUCUCCCUCAAGUACCGGAUCCGCUACAAGCGUCAUGGGGCUACCCGCUUCCGUCAGGUGGGGCCAAUUGAAGCCACAUCCUUCACCCUCAAGGCUGUGAGGCCUCAAGCCAAGUACUGCAUCCAGGUGGCCGCUCAGGACCUCACCGACUACGGGGAAUGGAGUGCCUGGAGUCUCCCUGCUGCUACAAGUAGCAGGGGCUCCCCGCAUUCCUGA